UCCCUCGGCGACAGGGCGUCUGAGGCGGCGCGAGAAGGCAGCCAGGCACUCGCGCGGGCAGCCUCUGAUCCGAGGGCGGGGUCCUCGCGGGGAAGCUGGGCUGCCGUACAGCAGCAUGGCGGCGCUGUGCCGAGCGAGCCCGCGCUUCCUGCGCAAGUCCGGGCUCUGCCGUACAGCGCGGGCCCUGUCUUCAGAGAAGCACGAAUAUGAUCUCCUAGUCGUCGGGGGAGGAUCUGGCGGCCUUGCUUGUGCGAAAGAAGCUUCCCAAUUUGGAAAGAAGGUAGCUGUGUUAGAUUAUGUGGAUCCUUCUCCGAAAGGAACCAAAUGGGGUCUUGGUGGAACCUGUGUGAAUGUUGGUUGCAUUCCUAAGAAGCUGAUGCACCAAGCAGCUCUUCUGGGAAGAUCUCUCAAAGAUGCCCAGCGCUAUGGCUGGAAUGUAUCCUAUCCCGUGAAUCAUGACUGGUCUGCAAUGUCAAAAGCUGUUCAAAACUACGUCAAAUCCUUGAACUGGGGCCACAGGGUACAGCUGCAGGAUAAGAAAGUGAAAUACUUAAACUUGAAAGGCAGUUUUGUGGAUCCACAUACAAUUCGUGGGCUGAUGAAAGGAGGCAAAGAGACAUUGCUCACAGCAGAAAACAUAGUCCUUGCCACAGGGGGAAGGCCUAAAUAUCCCACAAACAUCGCCGGAGCACGGGAGUAUGGGAUUACGAGUGACGAUCUCUUUUGGCUGAAAAAGUCUCCUGGGAAAACGUUGGUUGUCGGAGCCAGCUAUGUUUCCCUCGAAUGUGCUGGCUUUCUCACUGGCCUCGGACUGAACGCGACAGUUAUGAUGAGGAGCAUCCCACUCCGAGGAUUUGACCAGCAAAUGGCUACUCUUGUAGCAGAUCACAUGGAAGGCCAUGGGACGAGAUUCCUGAAGAAAUGUAGCCCAACGAAGGUGAAGAAGGCGGAGAACGGCCGGCUGCGCGUGACAUGGAAAUACCUCGAUUCUGGCAAAGAAAAGUCGGACGAAUUUGACACUGUGAUGUGGGCAGUAGGCCGAGCCCCUGACACCCAGACUCUCAACUUGGAGAUGGCUGGAGUGGAAACGAAUCCCGUGACGGGGAAAAUCAUUGUUGAUGCAAGAGAAACCACUUCUGUUCCUCACAUUUAUGCAGUUGGAGACAUAACAGAGGGUCGCCCCGAGCUAACGCCUACGGCCAUUGCUGCAGGGAAGCUGGUUGCUCAGAGGCUAUUUGGCCAGUCGGCAGAACUCAUGGAUUACGACAACGUGCCUACCACUGUCUUCACUCCCCUGGAGUAUGGCUGUGUAGGACUCUCAGAAGAAGAAGCUGCAGGGCGGUUUGGAGCAGAUCAUAUAGAGGUGUACCAUGCGUUUUAUAAGCCGUUGGAAUUUACCGUGGCCGAAAGAGAUGCAGCUCAAUGUUACAUAAAAAUGGUGUGCUUACGCCAGCAAGAACAGCGAAUCCUCGGCCUUCAUUUCAUUGGUCCAAACGCUGGCGAAGUUAUUCAAGGAUUUGCCCUUGGAAUCAAAUGUGGCGCUACCUAUUCCCAAAUGGCGAAGACGGUUGGGAUCCACCCUACCUCUGCAGAGGAAGUUGCCAAACUGCACAUCACCAAGCGGUCGGGGGCCGAUCCUACCGUCACUGGCUGCUGAGGUUAGCUGCCAUCCCUGGGUAGGAACCGAAAGAGCACCCGGCGUAAGGAAUCUGAAGAAAAAGGAGAGAACAGCUGGAAGAUUGAGAAAUGCCAGACGUCAAUCUGAAUUUAUGCUGACGGGAUGGAACUGACGGCAAAGCAGGACGGAUGGAAAC
This is a messenger RNA of Lacerta agilis (Sand lizard), 1814 nucleotides long. RefSeq names its product thioredoxin reductase 2 (gene TXNRD2). Gene Ontology annotation, molecular function: glutathione-disulfide reductase (NADPH) activity; thioredoxin-disulfide reductase (NADPH) activity; flavin adenine dinucleotide binding. The record is from RefSeq and is a predicted model, not a curated record. Gene Ontology annotation, biological process: cell redox homeostasis; cellular response to oxidative stress; glutathione metabolic process. Lineage: Eukaryota; Metazoa; Chordata; Lepidosauria; Squamata; Lacertidae. Gene Ontology annotation, cellular component: cytosol; mitochondrion.